AUACAUACAUACAGAUACGUCCGGAAAUAUACCCACGUGGUGAUUUGAUCACUACGUCAUCGGGUGGACAGAAUUAGUAUGAUCUUGAAGAAGAAGAUUGCUGCAACUCCGUUUGGAUUCUCCAGUUGCAAAACCUUCUCGGCUUUAACUACCGGUCGGAUAGACUCCUAUUCCCAUUCCAGGGACUUGAGCAGCUGUUUCAAAUCGGGCAAAGUUCUGGAAGCCGAGAAGCUGUUCGACCAAAUUCCCGAAAGAAACGUCGUGACCUGGUCUAUUCUCGUCCAUGGCUACGCCAUUAACGGGUUUUACCGGAAAUGCCUUGGAUCGUUUUCCCGGAUGCGGUCUCUGGGUUUUGUUCCAAAUUCCUUCACUUUAGUCGGUGUUCUUGUCGGAGUACAGAAUCUAAGAGAUCCUGUCCUGGUGCAACAUGUUCACGGAUUGAUUCUAAGACAUGGGUUGGAUCCUGACCCAGUUGUUGCCACCGCGUUGUUGGAUUCGUACGCGAAAUGCGGAAGCUUGGAAGAUACUUGUAAAGUUUUCGACAUGAUGAAGAACCCAGGUCUAGUAUCAUGUAACGCAAUGAUUUCAGGGUAUCUUCAGAACGAGCUGUCUGAACAAGGCAUAUCGCUGUUCAACAGAUUGAGGAGGACUGGUUUUUCUCCUAAUGCCUCAACGUUGAUGAGUGUGAUUAAGUGUUGCAUCAAUUUAGAGAUGGAAAGAUUGUGCAAAUCCAUUCACGGGUUAGUGGUGAAAUCCGGUUUUGAUUCUGAGUUAUCGGUCAAUAACUCGGUCCUCGAUAUGUAUUCUUCUUUGACAGACUUGGAUGGAGCGAUUACAGCCUUUGAAAAUAUGGAGCAGAAAGAUGUUAUAUGCAAGACAACAAUGAUUAGUUUGCUGAUCAAACUUGAUUAUGCUAAUGCUGCAAUAAAUCUUUUUGUAAGAAUGAGAGAUGGCAAUGUGAAUCUUGAUGCAGUAAUGGCUGUGAAUCUUGUUUCAGCUUGUACAGUUCUUGGGGAUUUGAGGAGAGGAAAGCAGAUUCAUGGUCAAGCCAUUGUUUGUGGGUUUGAGCUUGAAACCCAUCUGGCAAAUUCCCUCAUGACAAUGUAUUCCAAAUGCAGAGACUUGGAUUCUUCAAUGGAUGUCUUCUGUCGGAUGAGCAGACAGAGUUUGGUUUCUUGGACAGCGGUUAUCUCCGGGCAUCUUCAUAACGGUCAACCGAAAUUGGCUCUGGAGCUUUUUAUGGAGCUCAUGCUUCGAAAAGAUUACACCUUGGACUCAGCCCUAAUCACCAAUGUUAUAACAGCUUCAGGAGAUGUAGCCGCAUUUGAACUCUGUCUACAGCUUCAUUGUUUGGCAUUUAAGGUCGGUUCCACCAGCGAAAGAUCCGUUCAAAAUAGUCUCACCUCAGCGUAUUCCAACUGCGGGAAUAUGGAUUUCUCCCGAAGUGUCUUCGAGGAAAUGGGUUGUCUCCGCAAUAUAAUCUCUUGGAAUGCAAUUAUAAACGGGUAUGGAAUCAAUGGCCUAGGAGAAGCUGCUCUUGCCCUUUAUGAUGAGAUGAGAACGGCAGGUGAAAGACCCGAUAGCGUUACAUACUUGUGUCUGUUGCGUGCCUGUAGUCAUUCCGGGCUGAUAAAGGAAGGUCUUUCCAUAUUCAACGAGCUUUCAGGAGAUGAGAACUUGAAACUGGAGAAUGAACACCAAGGAUGUGUCAUCGACAUGCUUGCAAGGGCUGGCUGCUUGACCGAGGCACGAGAGUUCAUCAACGAGCAUCUCGAUACACUGAAUCCCGAAAAUUUGAGAGCUCUCCUUAGUGGUUGUGGGUUGCAUGGAGAUGUGGAACUGGCUGAAACACUGGUGAAAAGGUUGUCCAAACAAGGCAUUAUGGAAUCAGUAGACACUGUCCUUCUUUCAAAUGUAUAUGCAUCAGUUGGGAGAUUUCAAGAUGCUGAAGCGUUGAGAUUGAGUAUGGACCAAAGAGGACUGAGGAAAAAGGCAGGUAUUAGCACAUUGUAGAAUGAAGCAGAGUUCAACCGCCAGAUAAGUUCAAGCUUUGUCACCCCCUACGCCAACAGGCAACCCUUUGUAUGUUUUUUUUUUUGCAUAUUGCUUUGUAACUGGGGCUCAUUCUCUAGCAGCUGUUCGGUGUAAUAUUCAGUGUAAGAAUGAUAGAUACUAUGUUCCUGGUUCAUCUUGAACUCUGUUUCUGGCGUUGUUUCCUAA
Tarenaya hassleriana is the source of this 2220-nucleotide messenger RNA. RefSeq names its product pentatricopeptide repeat-containing protein DOT4, chloroplastic-like. Bases 79 to 2013 code for a protein of 644 amino acids. Gene Ontology annotation, molecular function: RNA binding; protein binding. The transcript has 2 exons. The record is from RefSeq and is a predicted model, not a curated record. Gene Ontology annotation, biological process: RNA modification. NCBI's taxonomy places the organism in Eukaryota, Viridiplantae, Streptophyta, Magnoliopsida, Brassicales, Cleomaceae.